AUAGUUUCGCAAUCAUUUACAUCUCAAAAAAGGAAUCGGCAAAAAAAUUUAGUGAAACAGGAAAUAAUUAACUCUACGGAACAGGAACUGAAAAUUCAGCGUAUUAACAGAAUAACAGAGGAAGAAACGAAAAUGUCAGAUAUAAAGCUGCAAAAAGAAAACAACUUAUUAGUUCACGAACAACUUGUCCAGAAAUUAACUAUAGAACACAUGAAGCAAAUACAUAAAUUAGAAUAUCGUGAAGCCGAAGCAAAAACUCAAUUGAGCGAAUUGCGAUUGCAAAGAGAAACUAAUAUGCAAUAA
This is a messenger RNA of Mycetomoellerius zeteki, 303 nucleotides long. RefSeq lists its product as uncharacterized. The annotation marks the transcript as partial. The transcript has a single exon. NCBI's taxonomy places the organism in Eukaryota, Metazoa, Arthropoda, Insecta, Hymenoptera, Formicidae. The record is from RefSeq and is a predicted model, not a curated record.